GACGGUAGUCCGCUAUGGAGAGUCGUUCGGACAGCAUUAAGGAUCCGAUUUAUUAUCCCUCGAUGCAGGAGGCUUUAUCCACGGAAUCGGCCGGAACUACCGUGGAACCGGAACCCAGCGAAAGAAGCAGAAGUUCCGUGGGUAGCCAGGACCUUGGUCUGGAGGAGAGCAGCGCGUUAAAAGUACCACGGAAAUUUAUCGUCAAUUGGCGACAGGCGUGCGAUCGUACCCGCGACAGGACCAAAGAUCUGUUGAAGAGAUGGCGAACGGUUUCGGCCAACGUCGACGAGGUCGUCGGUGUGCCUGUUACGAACAAACAACCUGACCAUCCUGGAUGGAGUGUGCACGUUUGGACGACCUGGGUGAGCCGAUAUCCCAGCGGCGAGAGCCUCGCGGCUAUAGAAGAGAUCGGAGCCAGUAAAGGAGGCAACAUAAGAGAUCUCGCUGUCAUUCAACGCGAUAAAUUCAGCCAUUUCUUCACGUACCUAUUGGACCACGAUAAAGAUGGUUUUAUAAACAGAAAAGAUUUUCGUAUGCUUUCGGAGCGAUUGAGAAGAUUCGCUGAUUGGUCGUGGAACGGAUCGGAAUACUUGCGGUUAAUGGAGGCCGAGCAAGGACUGGCGGAAUUGAUACUGGACGAGAAACAAUACGAGCUCGAAGGCGGUAAAAAGAUCAGUCUGGAGGAAUGGCUGAGUUGGUGGGCGCGAAUCGUUGCUCCGCCCGGGGGCGCGGCGUACAGCGAUAUGCCGUUUUGGUUGAAAAUCCUUCCGAGGAUAUUUUUCCUCGCGAUCAAUCAAUCCGCGAACGGGAUCAUUUCGAAGAAGGAACUCGCCUCUUUCUACGGAUCCGUCGUUGGCUUCGACUUGGAGAGAAUAUCCAAGGGUCUGGACAUCGCGUACAAUUCCAUGACAUCGAAUGGAGAUCAUCCUCUGGGUUGGCCACAGUAUCAACUAGUGUUCGCCAAUUUUCUGUUCGGACGGGGUCCAUUCGGUCCGGGGGAACAUUUCCUCGGGAUGACGGAUAACUGCAUGAUCCGAGGGAAUAAUGUACCGUUCCCGAUCGAUUAUUCCGCGAUGAACACACCGAAGGACAAGCUGGAAGUGUACAGUCCACAUUGCAGAAGCGCUCGUCGUAGCGUCGUCGUUUGA
Molecule: messenger RNA, 1148 nt
Organism: Dufourea novaeangliae
Lineage: Eukaryota; Metazoa; Arthropoda; Insecta; Hymenoptera; Halictidae
Exons: 4
Coding region: 15-1148 (377 amino acids)
Source: RefSeq, a predicted model, not a curated record